This is a messenger RNA of Vitis vinifera (wine grape), 2719 nucleotides long. RefSeq lists its product as uncharacterized. The record is from RefSeq and is a predicted model, not a curated record. The transcript has 8 exons. The coding region runs from base 169 to 1569 and encodes 466 amino acids. Lineage: Eukaryota; Viridiplantae; Streptophyta; Magnoliopsida; Vitales; Vitaceae.
CCACCCCGGGGAAAAGUUAUGCCACUCCGGCAGUCACGUGAUCUGCAGGUGCCUUAAACAACCAUGUUUCACCGAUUCUACCAGUGGCCCACCCCAAACACCAACCCAGUGGACUUUCAAAACACCAACUUAAAACAACCGAUAUCCCAAUGCUACCCCUCACAAUAGAUGGUGCCGGUGCUGCCGGCGGUAGCUGCUCUGAUGUUUGAGGUUCAGGCUUGCAAGCUCAGUCUCCCCCGCCCUUCCUUCUCUUCUUUACCGCCCAUUACAUCUCUCCUCUUUGAACCACACUCCAAUUCUCUGGCUCUCAUGCACUCCGACUCCUCUUUUUCUCUCUACCCUUCUCUUUCUCCGUUCUCUCCCCCUUCUCCUCAAUCCCAAGCCCCAACCCUAACCCUAGUUCCUCCACCCUCCUCCUUCGCCACUUUCCUCCUCCUUCAAAACCCUAGACCUAACUCCGGUGCCCACAACCCUCGCGUCCUCUUUGUCGUUGCUGCUCCUCACCGCGCCGGCGCCGCAGUUAUCCUGCGCUUCUACGUCCUCCAGAAGACCCAAUUGUUCACCAAAGCUGAAGUUCUUUGCACUCAGAGGGAUCUUCAGUUUGACCCCAAAUUGGGCGUUUUAUUCAAUGCUAAUCAUGGGGUUUCGGUUAAGCUUGGUGGUUCGAUUAACAUUUUCGCAAUGUACUCCGUGUCGAAUUCUAAGAUUUGGGUAUUCUCCGUGAAAAUGGCGGGGGACGAUAGAGAUGAUGGAGUGGUUUUGAAGUUGAGGAAGUGUGCUGUGAUAGAUUGUGGUGUGCCGGUGUUCUCGAUUAGCGUUUCGGGUGAGUUCUUGAUUUUAGGGGAGGAAAAUGGGGUUAGGGUUUUUCAACUCAGGCCACUGGUGAAAGGGUGGAUUAGGAAAGAGCAGCGAGAGAGUAAGAACUUGAAUUUCCCUAAUGGAUGUGGCAGCAAAAGUGCUGGUGUAGAAGCAAAUAUGGAGAUAGCUUGUAAUGGGGACCUGGAAGGAAGGACUGAUUUGCAUCGUGUUUCUGUAAAGCGGAGGUCUGUGAGAUUCAGACAGGAUUCUAGUGAAGGGAGUGCAUGCUUUGUAGCAUUUAAGGGGAAAGAGGUUGGACACUUGAAAUCUAUGAUGCCACCAUUGAUUCCAGUAAAGGCAGUUUCCAUCCAGGCUUUGUCUGCAAAAAAAUUUCUGAUCUUGGACUCAGAUGGAGAUGUACACCUCUUAUGCCUUUCCAUCUAUCACCUUGGAUCAGAAAUUACCUGUCACAUGAGGCAGUUCACUAACACCAUGAAAGUACAAAAGCUGGCUGUUCUUCCUGAUACUUCCACAAGAGGGCGAACUGUUUGGAUAUCAGAUGGAUUCUACUCUGUGCACAUGAUGACAGUAUCCGACACAGACACUUCUGCUAAUGAAGAUGAUGAAAAUGACAGUGAGGAAAAGCUAAAACAGAUCUCAGUUACUCAAGCGAUAUUUGCUAGUGAAAGGAUUCAAGAUAUUAUUCCUCUAGCAGCAAAUGCUCUUUUGAUUCUUGGGCAAGGAAGUUUAUUUGCAUAUGCAAUUUCCUGAAGUUGCUUGCAUGGUAACUCUUUUGUAGCGGUCAUCUAUGUUCCAGGCCAGAUUAGAUGAUUUAUGACAGCUUGAGCAAGUUCCUGGAUCAGUGUACUGUUUAAUCGUUGGUUGUCAUGUGUUCUCUCUGAUGGCUAUGGUUCUGUUUGUCAUUCUGUCACUAAGUCAUGAGUUGCAGUUAUGCCAUAUCUCUAGUUAUGCUUAUGACCUGGAGAUGCUGAGCUCUUGAAGGCUCUUAGGACUCUCCAUGGGAACCCAAACCUCAGGGUGUUGACUGCCCCGCAGCAACUAGCACUAGGUAAAUUAAAGGUAUCAUCAAUGAUAGGAUUCUAACCCAAGACCAUGUGCCACUUACUGGGACCACACUUCCCAGUGUUCGUCUUGACCAACCAGACUACCCUGACAGGUUUGAGUCACUUUUUCCCUUUAUUUAAAAACUUUGAGAAUCUUCCUCCUAAAGUGUUCGGGUUUGUCUUUUUUAUUUAUAUUCAUGGCCAACACCAAACAAAACUCAAUCCUUGAGCUCUUAAGUGUGUUUUCCUUUGUUACUCACCUACACAAAAAGGGUACAAAUGCUAUCAUCCUCCUAUAAAAACCUUUAUUUCACCAUAGAGAUCAAUUUCAUUGAAAAUCAGUCAUAUUUCUCACACUCAUCUUCAGUGGGGAGAUAUGCUUUGCCUUUAUUAAUAAAGUCUCUACCAUAUCCAGAUUUUGAUUUUUCUUCCUAGUCUCUCAUUGCAUUUAAGUCAUCACCCAUGUAAGAAUCUCUCGUUUCAUCUUCCAUUUUGGAAAUUGAACUUGAGUUUAUUGUUCCAAAGGUGGACUUUCCAUCUAAAGACCAAGAUAAGCCAUCUCUAAUCAAGGUCCAUUCAAAGGGAAAAAGGCCUAUCAUGGACCUGAUGAGUGCUCGACCAUUGGAGCAAAAACUAGGUCAUGUGAAUUCUACUUCAGUUUACUCAGAUGCUUCCAAUGAUGACUUGUAAAAGAACAUGUACUCAAUACCCCAUAUCCAAUUUUGCAUCAAAUUAUAAAUUCUCUCCUAGUUUUAAUUCUUUUGUCCAUCAAUUGUUCACCAUAGAAGCUCUUAAAAGCAUCAAAGAAGCUCAUUGUAAUCUGAAUUGAAAAGACAUGGGAUUAGAAUUUUAAUUUC